UUAAAGCAAAGUGUCUCUUUCACAGCUCUCUGCUCCAUAUCUGAAUGUGUUCAGCGUCAGUAUCACUUUAUAAAUGAGAACAAGAACUGGACUGAAGCUCAGAGAUACUGCAGAGAGAAUUACACAGAUCUGGCCACUGUUGACAACAUGAACGACAUGAUCCAGCUGAUGAAGAGUGUGAAUGAUGGAGGUGUUCAGAAAAUCUGGAUUGGUCUUCAGAAGACAGAUGUUUAUAAAUGGCAUUGGUCUUCAGGUGAUCCUGUGUCAUUUCUGAACUGGACAUCUGGAGAUCCAGCUGGCAGUAAUGAGUGUACUGUGAUGAAUAAUGGACAGUGGGCGAAUGAGGCAUGUAGUAACACUCGUGUCUUCAUCUGCUAUAACAAACUGGUGUUUGUCAAUCAGUUGAAGAACUGGACAGACGCUCAGAGUUACUGCAGACAGAAUCACAUUGAUCUGGUCAGUGUGAGGAACCAGAAUGAGAAUCAACAGCUGGAGAAGUUCAUUAAUGACAGAAACUCAUCUGGAUCUCCAGUCUGGAUCGGUCUGUUCAGAGACACAUGGCAGUGGUCAGACAACAGCACCUCCUCAUUCAGAUACUGGGCAGAUAAUUUUAAAAAUAAUGGAAAAAAUGCAGCGAUUCAACUAAACAAACAGGGACAAUGGGGUGACUUCACUAGUGGUUACAAUCAGCUUCCUUUUAUAUGUCAUGAAGGUGAGCAGAUCCUCCAAACACACUCAAUCCAUCAUCAGCUCCAGAUCUCUUAA
Danio rerio (zebrafish) is the source of this 765-nucleotide messenger RNA. NCBI's taxonomy places the organism in Eukaryota, Metazoa, Chordata, Actinopteri, Cypriniformes, Danionidae. The record is from RefSeq and is a predicted model, not a curated record.